Molecule: messenger RNA, 1885 nt
Organism: Salvelinus sp. IW2-2015
Lineage: Eukaryota; Metazoa; Chordata; Actinopteri; Salmoniformes; Salmonidae
Source: RefSeq, a predicted model, not a curated record
UGGAGACAGACUACAUCGUAAUGCCACGGGCUUCUGCGGCGGCAGCAGGAUCUGGGAACUGUAACACACUUCCACUCUCCUGAAGGACGAUAGCUCCACCAAGAUGAACAUGGGCCUGGGCAUGGGAGAUACGCUGCCCACGAUAGGAUGAUGCAACACUACAAGAGGCACCGGACUUCAACAUGAGCCCGACGGGGAUGGGCGGAUCGGGGUCAUGGAGCACAUGAACAUGGGGGUGAACAUGGAUCAGAACCUGCACCAGCAGUACGGGUCAGGAGGAGGACAGGAACACAUGCAGCAGAACCUGCCCUUUGAACCCGAACCGCUGUCAAGAAUUUCUGGCUGAGAUGGAAAGAGACUGGAGGGCUGUCGAGGAGCGAGACGGGAUCCACCAUAUCCAUGAGCUCCUUAGAGAGAAGAAAAUCGCGCUACCAAGAUAUGGACUUUGAAAAAGUCAUGCACACCAGGAAAAGACACAUGGAGCUGUUCCAAGAACUGAAUCAGAAAUUUCAAACCCUGGAUCGAUUUCAAGACAUACCAAAUAUGGGCAGCAUGGACAAGGCCAUGGCCAACAAGAACCCCUGGGAGAGCUACAACCCAGCCUGUGAGUACCAGAACUACACCAGUAUGAAUGCACUAGACCCUGACCCAAGGACUCUCUGAGAUGACCGCAGCAGAAGUGGGAGAAGUGUGUCAAUCUCCCCUUAGACGUCCAGGAAGGAGACUUCCAGACAGAGGUCUGAUCUGAUCUAAACAAACCAGGAAAUGAGUCCAAAAUGGCACCCUAUUCCCAAUGAAGUGCACUACUUAUGACCAGGUCCUAUAGGCCUCUUUUUUCACCAGUACCCAUAGGCUCUUGAACAGGACUCAUAGGGCUCUGGUCAAAAGUAGUGCACUAUAUAGGGAAUAGGGUGACAUUUGGAUGCACUCCAGGAAGGAGACUUCCAGGAAGUAAAAACCAGGAAGAGGAUAACCAGGAGAAAAAUGAUAUCCAGGACAUGGAGGAAAGGGGAAAGGAUGUAUUUUGCACUGAAAAAAUGGACAGACUGUCCUAACAGCCUUGGCCUAGUACAUAUCUGGAUUCUAAAGGAGUAUGACAAGGACAUGAUGUGCCAAUACCAUUUAAGAGGAAAACGCAGAGGACAGGAGGAAAAAAUACAACAAAAAAUUCAACAAAAUCAUCAGUGUUACUUUUUGUAUUCUCACUAGUGUACUUAGUGCAGCGGGCAGCCAGGUGUGUACAAUAUUUACCAUCAUGUGUUUCAGAGUACCCAUGGUAAGAAGAAUUGGUUUCAAAAAGGUGAAAAUCUUUCUAGAUGAAUAAACCUCAAAAGCUAAAUGAAGACAUAAUACCAUGUCGAUCCCAGCUUCGUUGGAUCCAGUUUUAUAUUUCACAAAACUGGACCCUGGAAGCACAAUGUAUAUAUUUAUGCAGGUUUUUAAAAAGUUUAUAACAAGUCUGUUUGGCCAUUACUAUACUUUUUACUUUAUAAUAUAAAAAAUAUAUAUGAGCGAGAGUGGCAGGCAAAGAGGAUUUUUCUGUCAUAUAAAAAUGAAUGUUUGUCAAAGCUACAUUCUUCAUUGCUUUAAAUGCAAUAAAGGUAAUACUCACUUUUAUACGAAUAAUAUAUUUCACAAACUUUAAUACUGCAGAAUCUUGCUUGAAGACUCUCGGCUAAAACUCUCUCAUCUGCAGACCUGUAUAAAAUAUUUAAAAAUGAAAAAUGUUGUAUGGUGUAAAUAAACUUUUGUCUACAUAUGUUUUACUUGUGCCAAUUUAUUUUAAUGAGAAAAAAAAUGCCAACUUGAUCAAGCGUUAUAGCGUUAUAAAAAUGUUAACAUUUGAACAAGGAAUGUAAAUAAAAGAGGAAAUAUGUUCGUACUG